GAUGCUAAUAAUUAAGACACAAGAGGCAAUGACUCCUCUAAUAGUAGAAGCUUAGCCAGUAUUUGAGCUUCUUCUUCUUCCAACAGCUUGACUCUUUCAAAUCAGUGUUAAGAACACCUUUUUUUUGUCACAACUGCCAUUCAUUCAUUAAAAAAACUUAGUUUGGUGGGGGCAUUAAACCUGCCACAACCACCUAGUAUUCAUACAACAAUAAUGCAUUUCUUUGCAAGCAUAUCAGCCUCACUGUUCCUCUCUCUCGGAAUCCACUCAAAAGCAACACGAUCAAAGGCGCUAGCUAGUAUAUAGAUGUCUUCAACUAUGAACAAUGCUCAUGUACUAUAAAAGAGAGUUUAAGAUACAUUAAUACAAAUGUAGAAUGUGGUUAGAAAUUUUAAAACAUCACUAAAGAUUAUAAGGUUCAAUAUAUAAAACAUUUACCAAAAUUUAAUAUUUUCAUAAGGGUAUAUUUCUGUCAUAAAAAAAAGUCGUCGAAAAGAAAAAGAAUAAGUUUUUUUUAGCGAUUAUAUAUCCUCGUUUUGUUUUGACGACUUUUUAAAAAAUACUAAUUUCUACUCUACCCUCCAUUUAGAAAAAAAUUCAAAAAAUAUAACAAUAUUGUGUUAAUGUAUAGUCGCAUCCUACAUUAAUAUAUGAUGAUGUUGAAAGAGGUUUAGAGCCUUUGUUUUAUCCGUUUUUCAAGAAAAUAGUGAUUUUGUAGGGGUUAUUAGUAUUAUGAAGUUUUACUAAUUAAUUGAUAAAAAACAGAAUGAUUCUCAUGUACCAUAAAAAAAAGUUUAACAUAUAUUAAUACAAAUGCUUUAGUGUUGAUAAAAAUAUUAAAUUUUUGUAAAUAUUUUAUAAAAUCUAUGUGUUGACCCCAGUGGAUACACCGGUGUUAAAGAAGUCACAUUGCAUUUUUAGCAACAAAAAAACAGAGCACUAAAAAGGAGACUGAAGGAACGGUACUUGGUUGAGGUUUGAAUCCGUAGCACUUGUCAUGUUUCUUCCUAAUCAAUUACAUUUGCUUUAGAUGAUAAACCGACUUUAUUAUUAAUUUAAGUCCUAAUUAAAAUAAAUUGUUUAAUGAAAUCAAUCUACCGCAUGUCACACACGUAACCAUUUAUAUAACGGCUAUAAAUUUAAUACUAACGGCUACAAAUGGAAACUAAUAACCAAUAUAUACUUGUUAAUCUCUAUGACAUGAUCAACUCUUAUUACACAUACAGAGGUUGUCGGGAAAAAAACUAACAUAUACAGACCGAAAAACUGUUCAAGUUACUGAAAUUUUUUGUGGAUUUCAUAGAGAGAGCGCAGCAGCUACGAGACGGACGGGGAAGAUCGGGAAGGAGGAGGAGGAGAGCAAGAUGAUGACCGGCGGGAGGAACUACACACGUCUAUCAAUCGACAGCCAGAAAGUCUCUGGAUCUGUCUGUACCCCCUUCUAUGUUAUGUUUGUGUCGUCGGCUCUCAGACGAUGGUUCUUCUCAAGAGAGAGAGGUGUGAAGAUAUCACCGAGUCAUCAUCUUCUUAUCUGCUUCCAUAAACGUAAUGAAAGUAUUUCAUAUGGAGGGAGAGAAAUGCUAGGAUUUUUAUCUCUACUGCAACACCCCCUGCUGCUCUUCGUGUUUCACUGGAUCGUCUCAUUCGAGACCGUCUUCUCUCUGUUCUGUGGUGUGAGGCCGUUUGGAGUUUCUCUACUAGUGGCUGGGUAUGAUGACAAGGGUUCACAGUUGUGUCAGUGGAUCCGUCUGGCUCUUACUUCUCAUGGAAAGCUUCGGCCAUGGGAAAGAAUGUUUCGAAUGGCUCUUGAGAAGAGGUACACUGAAGACAUGGAACUUGAUGAUGCCAUUCUUGAUUCUGUAAAACGUUUGGAACUUGUUAAGACUCAGAGACCCAAUUUAGAAUCUGUUUUCUUUUUCCUACGUUUUAAAAUGUUCAAAACUUCCACAAUCAGAAGUCAUGCACACAAAUUAACUGGGCUAGAAUGAGAGAAGGAGAUUAAAAUCAAUUAAGCUGAGCCUUUUUUUUGGUUGACA
Messenger RNA from Brassica rapa (field mustard), 2036 nucleotides. RefSeq lists its product as uncharacterized. Gene Ontology annotation, cellular component: proteasome core complex. The record is from RefSeq and is a predicted model, not a curated record. NCBI's taxonomy places the organism in Eukaryota, Viridiplantae, Streptophyta, Magnoliopsida, Brassicales, Brassicaceae.